Molecule: messenger RNA, 1315 nt
Organism: Trifolium pratense (red clover)
Lineage: Eukaryota; Viridiplantae; Streptophyta; Magnoliopsida; Fabales; Fabaceae
Product: E3 ubiquitin-protein ligase BOI-like
Exons: 2
Coding region: 272-970 (232 amino acids)
Molecular function (GO): ubiquitin-protein transferase activity
Source: RefSeq, a predicted model, not a curated record
GAGGAUGAAACUAAUUACUACGGAUUCAGAUUCUCUCUCUUUCAGUUACUAUUUUAAUUCCCAUUCAAAAUCUAUCCAUUAAUUAAUGCAUGAAAAUUCACGUUCUUUGAACUACUAUAUAUAUAAUACACACACACAAAUCUCUGAUUCUUGCUCAUCACCCGCCGUUAGACCCUCAAACUCCUUUUAUUAUACGUUAUAUAUAUAUUAUUAUGUGUAAACAUAUUUGAGCCAGAAACGCUUUGUUUUGGUUUUGUUGGAUCUCUCUCAUAUGGCAAUUGAAGGUUAUUUUCAUCCAUAUUUUGGUCACGUCAAUCAAAAUAGGUCCUUUCCUGAUUCUAAUUCUAAUGUGUACGCCACUGUCAACUAUAACAAUGUUGAGCUUGAGACCUUUCAUCAACAGAAGGACGAGGUUGAUCACUUUUUAAGAUCACAGAAUGAGAAAUUGAGAAUAUUUGUGCAAGAGCAGAGAAAGCAACAAGUUGAGACGUUAUUGAAGAAGAUAGAGUUGGAUGUUUUUUCUAUGCUAAAACAAAAGGAUGAACAAAUAGCACAAGCAACUAAGAGAAGAUUGGAGUUGGAAGAAUUGUUGGCAAGGCUAGAGAUAGAGAAUCAAACAUGGCAGAGAGCUGCUCAUGAAAAUGAAGCCAUGGUGUUGUCUCUCCAAAAUGCCUUAGAACAACAGAUGAAAGAAAGAGCUUCCUAUUGUUACAACAAUGAUGAUGCAGAGUCGUGUUGUGACAACAAAAAUCAUCAAGAAGAAACAGGGGAAAACAGAGUAUGUGGUGAUGAACAAAUUACAAGUGUUAAUAACAUGAUGAUUUGCAAAUGUUGUCGUUCACGGGAGUCGAGUUUUAUGUUCCUUCCUUGCAGGCACCUUUGUUCGUGCAAAGCGUGUGAGCCUUCUCUCCAAGCAUGUCCUGUGUGCUUAAUGCAAAAGAGAUCUAUUAUAGAGACUCUCAUUUUCUAAGAACGUGUUCAUUGCUAACUAAAUGUAGUUUACUUAUAGAUGUUUAUGAGAAGGAGAAUGAGUAAUUCCAAUUUCAUUUUUUGGUGAAUACAGCUUCAUUUUAGUUUUUUUUUUUUUUUUUGAACCACUUUUAUAUAUAUUUUUCAUUUUUGAUUAACAAAUAAAUUUAUAGGAUAUUUCAACUACUUUUCUAUAUUUUUUGUUUCAAGUGUAUAUGUUCCUGCUUUAUUUUGCUAGCAUUGUGAACUUCACUUUGCACAUCUUGUCUUUGCACAUCUUGUGCAUAGCCUUGAUCCAUGUGUAUGUGUUAUUUGUUAUCUUAUCUUUGAAAUGUGUUCUUUGGGA